Sphaerulina musiva SO2202 is the source of this 2749-nucleotide messenger RNA. RefSeq lists its product as uncharacterized. Lineage: Eukaryota; Fungi; Ascomycota; Dothideomycetes; Mycosphaerellales; Mycosphaerellaceae. The transcript is spliced from 5 exons. Gene Ontology annotation, biological process: N-glycan processing. Gene Ontology annotation, cellular component: glucosidase II complex. The record is from RefSeq and is a predicted model, not a curated record. The coding region runs from base 1 to 1686 and encodes 561 amino acids.
AUGAAAACAAGCGCAGUAGCCCUGGUGGCACUCGAGUGUGUUGCCCUGUCACAGGCUGCUCGUCCACGAGGUGUAGGACCUGAAUUUGCCAAAUUCUACGACGACACGACCUCCUCUCCUUCAUUCAACUGCAUCACCAACCCUGCGACCAGCAUCCCCUUCUCUCGCGUCAACGACGACUACUGCGAUUGUCCCGACGGCUCAGACGAACCCGGCACCGCAGCAUGUGCGCACCUUUCGCCCCUCUCACCACAUACAUUGGAAAACCCUGCGAAUGGCACCAACAGCCUGCCAGGAUUCUACUGCAAAAACAAAGGCCAUCGGCCCAGCUACGUCUCGUUUUCCAACGUCAAUGAUGGCAUCUGCGACUACGAGCUCUGCUGUGAUGGCAGCGAGGAGUGGGAAGGUCUGGUCAAGUGCCCAGAUAAGUGCGCGGAGAUUGGUCAAGAAUGGAGAAAACACGACGAAGCGCGACAGAAGAGUUUGAAUGCUGCGAGCAAGAAACGAGCUGAGCUGGUGGUGGAGGCGCAGAGGCUACGAAAGGCCGUGGAGGAUCGAUUGCAGAGUUUGGGAACGGAGAUUGGAGCUGCGGAGAUUAAAGUGAGAAACAUGGAGCAAGAGUUGAAGGAUGUGCAGAGGAGUGAAGCUGGCAAGACUGUGAAGGCUGGGCCUGGGAAAGGCGGGAAAUUGAGUCAGUUGGUGGAAUUGGCGCGUGCGAGAAUGGAUGAGUUGAGGAAUCAUUUGAAAUCGACAAGAGGAGAGUUAGAGUCGAAUCGAGACAGGUUGAAGCAGCUGGAAGGUCUGCUUGCUACGUUCAAGGAGGAGUACAACCCCAAUUUCAACGAUGAGGGAGUGAAGCGGGCGGUGAGAGCUUGGGAAGAUUAUGCUGCAAGCCACACACUCGGCCAAGAGCCCAACGCUGCUGCGGAGCGUGACAUCGCGGAGCUGAUCAAGGAGGACUCGGAGAAUGGACUGGACUGGGAGGAAUAUGUGGAGGAUGAGAGCGACACUGAAGGUUUAUUCUCCUUCACCGCCUACCUCCCAUCUUCCCUCCGCACAUUCAUAGACGAAAACCUCCGCAAUCUCCGCCAAACCCUCAUCGACAACGGCAUCCUCGCCAACAAUAACUCCGGCACCGAAACCAAAAAAGUCACCGCAGCUCGCGAACGUCUCAAAGCGGCAGAAAAAGCACUCGCCGAUGCGCGAAAAUCCCACACCGAACAUUCCGACGACCUCGCCAAAGACUUUGGCCCGGACGGAGUCUUCCGCGCCCUCAAAGAUACCUGCGUCAGCAAAGACUCCGGCGAAUAUACGUACGAAUUCUGCUUCCUGGGCCGCACGAAUCAGAAAUCGAAAAAGGGCGGUGGAGCGACGAAUAUGGGAUCCUUCACGAGAAUCGAAACCAUCUAUGUCGAUGAGGAGUUGCCGAGUAAUGGAAAAGGAUUGGGCACGGGAGAGAGAAUUGCCAUGAAGCAUGAGAAUGGGCAACAUUGCUGGAAUGGACCGAAUCGGUCUGCGACGGUGAUUUUGGCGUGUAGUGAGGAAAAUGAAAUUUGGAAAAUCAUGGAGGAGGAGAAAUGUGUGUAUCGGAUUGAGUUGGGGACGCCUGCUGUUUGUGGGGUGGAGGUGAGACCUGCAAAGAAAGUGGCUGAUCAGGAGGCAGGGGGGAAACAUGAUGAGUUGUAGGGAGGGAUGGAAAAGAAGGAAGGGUACGAGAGAUAUGAAUGGAGUAUGAAAUAUAGAAACAGGUACAUAUUCUUUCUGUGCUGAUACUUACCUUACUGGUUGAUGUAAAUGGACCUCAAGUGUAGAAACAGAGUCUGUAAGCAGGUAGCAGAAAUUCCUCAGUCUUCAUCAGUACCUAAGGCAGGUAGCAGUGCACGAUAUACUUUUGAAGAUCAGUAUAAAAUGUGAGUUGCGUCUUUGUUGAGCGCCUAGCCCCGGUUUGAGACCAUGAUAUAUUUGUACUAGCUUUGUGCUGUAGCAAGGAGGUCAUCAGCUGCGAGGCUUGUUUUUUCAUUGGCGACUGGUGUCAUCGCAUUUUCGCUGGACCAGGUGAACCCUAGCCCGCGGUAUGAGCUUCUAUGGCCUACCCAGUGGUGAUUCGCCAGGCUCAAACCGUCCUCCGAUCUGACAUGACUCUGACAAUGCUGCCAGGUCCAACCAGCUCAAUGAGCUUCUCAUGCCAGCUCAGCAACACACUCAUCGCCUGUGCACCACCCUCCUGAGCUUGACCAAAACUUCUCCCACCAAUCUGACUGAACCCCGUAGCCUGUGGUGUCACACUCUGUGGCGUCCCCCGUCCUCCUCCACUCGGAGCAUCCUUUGCCAUGCCCUUGUACAAGUACUUCAUCAAUGUAUCCAACACUUCCGAGCCGCCUUCCGACUGCGAGAUUCGUUGACAUAUCGGCGUGAUUUCUGCUUGUCGGAUCGAUUGCAGAAUCUCUGUGACUGUCGCUAGAUGGAUUGCCUUCCCGCCUUCGUCUGCUCCGUAUGGCACAUUCUCUAAUGCGCCUCUCAAUGCCCCUUCUGAGUCUCCACCUCGGAGAAGUUGCCGUAUCUGGCCAGCGAGCGUUUGGACCUCGGCGGCUGAAAUGGGUGUGAUUGCUGGCGUGAGAGUUGUGAGAUCGAAGUUGGACGAGGAUUCGGGAUCGAGGGCGUCAAUGUCGAUUGUGCGCCAAUUGAUGUCGAUGUUGCUGCGAGCGCCGGCGAUGGACAUGAUGGUGGUGGUAGCGGUCGUGGUCUUGGU